Molecule: messenger RNA, 1390 nt
Organism: Lactuca sativa (garden lettuce)
Lineage: Eukaryota; Viridiplantae; Streptophyta; Magnoliopsida; Asterales; Asteraceae
Product: protein RAE1
Molecular function (GO): protein binding
Source: RefSeq, a predicted model, not a curated record
UCCGUAUAUAGUGGACAGACAUCAUCAAUCUUCUCCUUCCUCCAUUUCUCCCAUUUUCGAACACGCUCGAUUCUUCGUUAACCGCUCGUGCGAAUCUACCAUUGUCAAACAAUCUAGGGUUACGGCACCAGUUUGUAUUACUGUACUUCAAUUUCGGAUUCAAUGUCUGCCUUUGGCAUGGCUUCUGCUACCAAUACCAAUCCAAACAAGUCAACCGAGGUUGUAUCACCUCCGACGGAUGCUGUAUCAAGCCUUUGUUUCAGUCCCAAGGCGAAUUACCUUGUUGCUACUUCAUGGGACAAUCAGGUGAGAUGUUGGGAGAUAACAAAAAACGGAACUACUCUUGGCUCUGUAGCAAAGGCAUCAAUAGCACAUGAUCAACCGGUUUUAUGUUCAGCUUGGAAGGAUGAUGGAACGACAGUCUUCUCUGGAGGCUGUGACAAACAAGUGAAGAUGUGGCCAUUACUCUCUGGUGGACAACCAGUAACUGUGGCUAUGCAUGAUGCUCCUGUUAAAGAGGUUGCUUGGAUUCCAGAAAUGAACCUUUUGGUAUCAGGAAGUUGGGACAAAACUCUAAGAUAUUGGGACUUGAGGCAACCUAAUCCAGUUCACACUCAACAACUUCCUGAGAGAUGCUAUGCACUUACAGUGAGACAUCCAUUAAUGGUAGUUGGCACUGCAGAUAGAAAUCUUAUAGUAUUCAACUUGCAAAAUCCUCAGGCUGAGUUUAAGAGAAUUGCCUCCCCCUUAAAGUAUCAAACUAGGUGUGUUGCUGCAUUUCCUGAUCAACAAGGCUUCUUGGUUGGGUCAAUUGAAGGGAGAGUUGGUGUGCAUCAUCUUGAUGAACAACAACAAAGUAAAAACUUCACUUUUAAAUGCCACAGAGAGGGGAAUGAUAUAUACUCUGUCAAUUCUCUCAACUUUCAUCCAGUUCAUCAAACAUUUGCAACUUCUGGAUCUGAUGGUGCUUUUAACUUCUGGGAUAAAGACAGCAAACAGAGAUUGAAGGCAAUGUCAAGAUGCAGUGCACCUAUACCUUGCAGCAGUUUCAACAAUGAUGGCUCCAUUUUUGCCUAUGGGGUAUGCUAUGAUUGGGGAAAAGGUGCUGAAAAUCAUAAUCCAGCAACAGCCAAGACUUAUAUUUACUUGCACAUGCCACAGGAGUCUGAGGUUAAAGGGAAACCUCGCAUUGGAACAAGUGGAAGGAAGUGAAUAGUGUUGUUUUCUAUUUCUAGAUUGUAAAUGUACGGAGUUAAAUCAGUUUGUGCAGUUUUGCAUUGAUUCUUAGACCCAUGUAGUAGAUAAUGAGGUUUGUUUUCUAAUAUUUGUGGUCAAUUGGUUGUUGGGAGUUUGUUUUCUUGUUCAUUGAUAUUAUGGGAUAUUUUGUGUA